GGAAGCGGAAGGCGGCGUUGCUUAGCAACCAAGGGGCCAAACAAGCGCGAGCACCAUCUGAGGAAAUAUUUCGGCGUGUUAGCAUUUUGGCUAAUUAAGCUUUAUCCUUUUCUUUUUACCAUAUUACUCUGCGCUCAGUAGUUUUAUAUUUUUAGUUUAAAUAUAUCGUUUAAGUUGACCUACGAGACAAAUGGCAGGCAAGAAAAAGGAGGCAACGCUGCAGGCUUCCGUCACAAACCAAGAGCAGUGGGAAGAGAUGCUUGCAACCAAGGGUUUAACAGUCGUAGAUGUGUAUCAGCAGUGGUGUGGUCCCUGUCGUGCUGUGGUUAGUCUCCUGCGAAAAAUAAAGAAUGAACUGGGUGAUGACUUGCUUCAUUUUGCCACAGUGCAGGCCGAAGCAGACAGCAUUGAUGUUUUGGAGAGGUAUCGAGGGAAAUGUGAACCCACCUUCCUCUUCUAUGGGGGUGGGGAGCUGGUGGCUGUACUGCGUGGGGCAAACGCUCCCAUGCUUCAGAGGAUGGUUGUGGAGGAGCUAGCCAAUGAGAAGCUGGUCCUGGAGCAAGGUGGUGAACGCAAAGUGGUGAAAGAUAAUGCUCUGACAGAUGAGGAGAACAAAGAAGAGGAGGAGUUGCCACAGCAUUUAGAAAAUGAAGAAAGUGUAAUUGUCCCUGCCAGUAAAUCCUACACAGUUGCCAUCAUUAAACCAGACGCCGUUGCUCACGGCAAGGCAAAUGAGAUUAUUAUGAAGAUUCAAGAUGCUGGCUUUGAGAUCCUGGCGCAUGAGGAACGCACGCUGACGGAGGCUGAAGCUCGAGAUUUUUACCAACACAAAGCAGCAGAGGCAUGCUUCGAGGAUUUGGUGCAGUUUAUGUCCAGUGGUCCCUCCCAUAUUCUAGUACUCUCUCAGGUAGAGGGAUCUGCCACCGUUGUACCGGCAUGGCGUGAGUUUAUUGGCCCAGCAGACAUAGAAGAAGCCAAGAGAGAAAAGCCAGAAAGCUUGCGGGCACAAUACGGCACAGAGACACUGUUCAACGCAGUGCACGGUAGUGAGGACAGCGACCAGGCCAGCAGGGAGCUCGCCUUCUUCUUCCCCAACUUUCGGACGGCCUCGGUAAUAGAGCAGGAUGGGGAGGAAGAGCAUGUGGAGAGGACACUGGCUCUCAUCCGCCCCGACGUUGCCAGGGAGAACAGAGAAGAGAUCUUAGAUCACAUCCACAAGUCUGGCUUUAUAAUAGCCCUUCAAAAAGAGGUGAUGCUGUCAGAGGAGCAGGUCAGACAGUUUUACUGUCAACAUGUUGAGGAGGACUACUUCCCUGCACUGCUCCAAACCAUGACCAGUGGGCCGGUGCUGGCUUUGGCUCUUGCCAGAAAAGGAGCUGUAAGUCAUUGGAAAACCAUUCUCGGUCCUUCUGACAUCAAUAAAGCCAAAGAGGAGAGUCCAGACUGUCUAAGGGCCCAGUUUGCAGUGGAAAAUAAGCCUAUCAACCAGCUCCACGGCAGUGGAAGCCGCGAAGAGGCAGAGCGAGAGAUCAGCUUCUUCUUCCCUAAACAACAGACUCUGGCAGUGAUCAAGCCAGAUGCAAUGGAGGAACACAGAGAGGCUAUUUUGGAGGAGAUUCGUGGCCGAGGUUUCUCUGUAACAAGGCUAAAGGAGACGGUGCUGUCAAGGGAGAUGGCUGAGGAGUUUUACAAAGAGCACAGAGAGAAGCCUUUCUUUAACCAGCUGGUGGAGUUCAUGUGUCGGGGACCCUGUAUGAUGCUUGUCCUCACUAAGGAAAAUGCGGUGGAGGAGUGGAGGGCCAUGAUGGGUCCCACAGACCCAAACAAGGCAAGGGAGACGUCCCCAGAGUCUCUGAGGGCUCGCUUUGCUGCAGACAUCCUCCAUAACUCAGUUCAUGGUUCUUCCAACGAGCAGCACGCGGAGGAAAAGAUCCGUUUUAUCUUCGGUGACAUCAGCACAGAUGCAGAGCUCACCAGUGACGAUCCCAUUUCAGCUAAAGAGGAAGAAAAGGCUGCAGAGAAAAACACAGAAAUUAUAGAAUCUUCAACUGAAGAAAUCUCCAGUAGCAGAGAAGGUGUGCACAUAAAAAAGAAGGGUAUCCCAAUUCAGGGACUUGACCCUUUAGAGUCUGCACUUUUGCAAAAUUUAAGCUGCUUUCGCAUUGAUGAGAAGGCCAUAGAGUAUUUUCAUCACUUUACAAAGACAGGGAUGAGGUAUUGGUAUCUGUAUGUCUACUGACUUUAAUGGCCAUUUUUCUGUCUGUUAGGCAACACUGUAGCUAUAGAGAGACUGAAAUUGGGACACCACAAUUACUGUUUACUGCGAACACUGAGUAGAUACAUCUCUUUACAAUGACAAUCAAGAUUACUUGCGCAAGAAGAGGCGUCUCUCCUGACUGAGAGAAAACUAAUGCCACUCAUCUCCAUAAUGUCACAAACAGCUGCUGGAAUUGCGAUGCAAACUGGCGCUACAGCCUCUCUGUGUGUAGGGAAUGAAGUAAAUCUUGAUUGAGUCAUACCAUCUCAUACCUGCGGAGGAAAAUUGCACCUCCAGUGUGCUGUAUCUUUUUUCUGUUGCCAUUUUUUUUAAUGCAUAAUUAGGAUCAGGGGACAGAAUCUUGAAUCUGUGUGCAGCCCAUGUUUGAUAAAUUAUGAACACUGCAACAUUACUAGUAUUCCUGGCUGCAAGACAGUGUUGUUCAGCAAAGCUGUUAUUACUUAUCAGCAGCGAUAUUUAGAAGAGUUAUCUUCAGCAUCCCUCUUUAUUUUGCAGAUGACCCACAAACAGGAGGAAGUAUCGAUCCAGAGCACUCAAACUGAAUCAUCACACCUUGUGUUUUCUCUUCUAUUAUAAGCUUAAUGUGUAAAAUCGUGGGAACAACAGAGCGCCUGUCAUUCUAUGAAUCAUGAAAUAAACAAGACAAAUAUAUAUACUUUUUACACCUUUUGUAGGUGGCGUAUCAAGACGACACACUCAAGAAGCACUGUAGACGCGGAGUCGUGUUCCCUUAAUACCGCCGUCGACAGUUUGAUGGCUCUCUCAGCUCACAUCAGCAGCCACGGGCUACGUGACUAAAACCAGGAUAGUACAAUCACCAGAACGUGACUGAUAAUUUCAGUGUUCACAGAAUCCUUUAGUGAGUACACUGUGCCAUUAUCUGUACCUUAGGUUGUCUCCUGUAAUUUACUACCACAGUGCUGUGAUAAUAUGAACAAUAUGAAGGUAGUAUAAAGAGUGUUACUCCUGUUUAUUUAAGGGGUGAGUACAGGGGACCGUAACAGAGCGAUUAGGCUAGAGUUUUUUCCGCUUACCGUAAUUAUUGCAGGAUAUUGCUUUAACAAUGGGACAUAAAUUACACACUGAAGCUACCUAAAUGAGGUGCAUGAAUAAAGAAAAUAUCUAACAGCUCUAAAAAGCUACAUAAUUGUUAGUAUUAGUAUUCAUUGCAGAUCAUUUGAAAAAGGAUUUCAGAAUUCAACCACCUGGCAACCUCCAGGACUGAAAAAUGAAGGCAACAUGGAAAUGGAAAAAACUGCAGUUCCUCUCAAGGCUUGUCCUCCCUCUCAAGGGUGGCUCCAAAAGCAAAUCAAUCCCAUAGCCUCCUAUGUUAAAAUUUCAGCCAAUUAAAUAACAAGCUUUCAGCCUGGUAUGAAAAAUUGGGGGUUUUUUGGUGUCUGGUCGCCUGUCCAGGGUGUACACCUCCACUCACCAUAUGACAACCUGGAUAGGCUUCAGCCCACCCACAACCCUGAAUGGGAUGAUCUGUUAAGAAAAUGAAUAAGGAGCUAAUGUCCCUGUUUAUAGUAAAUGCACAAGAGCAAUGAGAAACUAAGGUUAAACUGGCCCAUUUGGGGACUGUUAAAGCUUAAAAUUAGGGGCAUGGCUACUUUUACUAACAGACAGGCCAACAUAUGCCGCUUCCAGUUUGUAGUGAAGAUGCUUAAUGGAGCGUCUCUAGUGGAAAUAUCUGACUCAUAAGACGGCUUAGUAUGUGGUAAAAUUAAAAGAUCCACAAAGGUUUUGCUCAGUUUUGGUGAGUGAAAGAAAUAUUUUAUCAGUCUUCUACUUAGCUCUAAAUAGUUUGUCAACCAUUCUAAUCUAAUCUGAGUCAAUGAACUGGACUUCUUGCCUAUCUUAGUUUUGAGUUUCAAAGUUAAACUUUGGUUGUGUUAUUGUAUUUGGAAUUGUCUGUACUGUGUAUUAGUUUAUGGCUUAUCUUGCUAAAAAAGACUAUCAUUUGCUGAUAAUUUAGCACGCCACAUUCAUGUAAAUUUGGUCAUUUCUGGCUUCAAAGCAAAAAAUCACAAACUAACAGUUACAUCACGGGUGGCAACAUCCUUCUUUUACAUACAGUCUAUAAAUUUAAAACCUAUAAAUGACUAUAUUUUAAUCCAAGUUAAUCUGAAGUAUCUUGAAGGAGUUUAAACAUGUAAUCCAGCCACCAUGCAACUUAAAGGAUGUCAAAAGGAUGGUAAAAAAAAAAAAAA
This is a messenger RNA of Oreochromis niloticus (Nile tilapia), 4488 nucleotides long. It is a transcript of the gene nme9, whose product is annotated as NME/NM23 family member 9. Bases 191 to 2239 code for a protein of 682 amino acids. The record is from RefSeq and is a predicted model, not a curated record. Gene Ontology annotation, molecular function: nucleoside diphosphate kinase activity. The transcript is spliced from 16 exons. NCBI's taxonomy places the organism in Eukaryota, Metazoa, Chordata, Actinopteri, Cichliformes, Cichlidae. Gene Ontology annotation, biological process: CTP biosynthetic process; GTP biosynthetic process; UTP biosynthetic process.